Molecule: messenger RNA, 5118 nt
Organism: Linnemannia hyalina
Lineage: Eukaryota; Fungi; Mortierellomycota; Mortierellomycetes; Mortierellales; Mortierellaceae
Source: the annotation of a GenBank genome assembly
AUGGGAGACACCCUUCAAGUGAACGAUAGCAGCAUGCAGGCGUUGGCUGCUUACCUCCAAAAGACCCUCGAGCCCUCCACUCGUCACGAAGCUGAGGUGUUUUUGAACAAGCUGGAGCAGAACCAGAACUUCGGACAGCUGGUUUUGCAGCUGAUUGCGACAAAGUCCUACGACUUGCAUAUUCGCUUUGCCGCGUCACUUUUGUUCAAGAACUUUAUCCGCCGCAAUUGGAUGAUUGAUGAUGAGCGGGACAACAGGAUCACAGCAGGGGACAGGGAUGCGAUCAAGGGCAGGAUCGUUGAUUUGAUGACCAUCUCCGAGGCCAGGAUCCAACUUCAACUCUCUGACGCAGUCACCCAAAUCGCCGACACUGACUUUCCUCAAAAGUGGCAAGGACUUAUUCCUGAACUUGUCAGCAAACUGAACGCUCAGGAUUUUGUUACCAACAACGGACUCUUACAAACCGCACACUCUAUCUUCCAAAGAUGGCGUCCUCUGUAUCCUUCGGACAACCUUUACACCGAGAUCAAGAUUGCAUUGGAAAGCUUCUGCGAGCCCUACCGUCAAGUUUUCUUGGCUACGGACAGAAUGAUUGAGGCUAGCGGGCAAAAUGCCCCCCAGCUCAAGGUUCUUUUUGAGACUCUUCACCUGUUGACGGAGAUCUACCACGAUUUGAACUGCCACGACAUCCCUGAGUACUUUGUCACGCAUCUUCAAGAGUUCCUGGGUCUCUUCCACAAGUAUUUGAGCUACGAUAACCCUCUGCUCGCUGGAGACGACGAUGACACACCUGGACCUAUCUUGCAAGUCAAGGCGUCAAUUUGCGAGGUCGUCGAGCUUUAUAGCAAGCGCUACGAGGAGGACUUUACUUCACUGCCAGAUUUCAUUCAGACCUCAUGGGCUCUGUUGACUACCCUCGGAUUGGAGCCCAAGAAUGAUACGCUGGUAAGUAAGGCAAUGUCUUUCUUGACGUCGGUUGUCAAGAACGGUCGUCACAAGGAGAUGUUCAGCUCAAAGGAGGUUCUCUCGCAGCUCUGCGAGAAGAUUGUACUUCCCAACAUGGGACUGAGAGAAUCGGACGAGGAGCUGUUCGAGGAUGAACCAAUUGAGUACAUUCGCCGCGAUCUCGAGGGCUCGGACAGCGAAACACGCCGCAGGGCCGCAACAGAGUUGGUUCGUGGACUGUUGGAUCAAUACCCCACCGAUGUCACUGCCAUCAUCACCAACUACAUCCAACACUACCUCCAGCGAUACAACAGUAACGUGGCUGCGAACUGGAAGGACAAGGACGCUGCCAUGUUUUUGCUGACAAGUAUCGCCGCCAAGAGCUCUGGAUCCCAGUUCGGAGUCACCGAGACAAACGCAGAGGUCAACAUUCUGGACUUUUUCGAGAAGAAUGUUAUCCCCGAUCUCAACGCGGCAGUCUCUGGGGCCAUUCACCCCAUAUUGAAGGUCGAUGCCAUCAAGUACCUCUACACCUUCAGAGGACAGUUCUCAAAGGAUCAGCUCCUCGGAGCGCUGCCUCUUCUAGCACGCCACCUGGAGAGCACCAAUUACGCCGUCUACACCUAUGCCGCCAUCUGCAUUGAGCGCAUCUUGUUCAUGCGCGUCUCUGGUGCUACCGGACCUAUGUUGUUCUCCUCCGAUGACAUUGCACCUCUGGCUGAAGCCUUAACCUCCAACUUGUUCCGCCUCAUUGAGCUUGGACAGACCCCCGAAAAGUUGGCUGAAAACGACUACCUCAUGAAGUGCCUAAUGCGUUUGAUUUUGACGGUUCGCGAGAAGAUGAUGCCCUUGGUCAGUCUCUGUUUGGCUCGCUUGACCGCUAUUGUCCAGGCUGUGAGCACCAACCCCAGUAACCCCAAGUUCAACCACUACGUCUUUGAGAGUAUUGGUGCCUUAAUCCGUUUCAUCUGUACUGCCUCGCCCGAGGCUGCUGGACAGUUCGAGAACCUCCUGUUCCAGCCCUUCCAGGUCAUUCUCCAGCAGGAUAUUGUCGAGUUCACUCCUUAUGUCUUCCAGUUGCUCUCACAGCUGUUGUCCUUCAACGCUGGUACCGAACUUGCACCAUCCUACCAGGCUCUGUUCCUCCCACUCGUGCAACCUACUCUUUGGCAACAGCAAGGAAACAUCCCUGCUUUGGUUAAGCUGUUGCAGGCAUACUUGCAGAAGGGAUGGCCAUGGAUCGUUGCCAACAAUCAGUUGGAGCCUUUGCUGGGAGUCUGCCAAAAGUUGGUCUCGUCGAAGAUUAACGACCACCACUCGUUCGAACUCCUUCAGACCAUGAUUCUCAAUGUCCCCAUGUCUACGCUCGGAAACUAUAUGAAGCAUGUGUUGGUGAUGUUGCUGACUCGCCUUCAAACGCACAAGACAGACAAGUUCAGGAAGGGAUUUAUCAACUUUUCGUUCUUUUACAUGGCGCUGGAUCUAGAGGGAACUGGACCCGAUGGUUAUUGGGCACUUUUUGACACUGUACAGUCGGGAUUGUUUGUCCAGUUCUUGAAGACGGCAUGGUUGGCUGAGGCACAAAAGGUGUCUGGUCGCAUUGAGCGCAAGACUUGUGCUGUGGCGAUGGUCCGUCUCUUGACCAGCUGCAGAACCAUUACCGAGGGAACCAAUUUUGAUGCAGCCUGGCCUUCGGUGAUGAAUGCGUUGGUCAAGUUGUUUGAGGCGCCUCAGGAUGUGAAGGGAGCUACACAGGAUGCCGCUAUGGAUGCAGAUCUGUAUGCGAUUGACAUUGAGGAGACUGGAUACCAGUCUCAGUUCUCUCAAUUGGCCACGACAUCGAGCAGCAAGAUUGAUCCUACUGCUCAGAUCCAGGACCCCAAGCAGUUCCUUCUCGAGGGCAUUGUCCGUUUCAAUCAAGCAUACCCUGGACGAUUCCAGCACGGGCAAGUCCAGCUGCAGCCGGAUACACAGGCCCAUUUGGCCAACUACCUGUCGUCAGCAGGGAUCGCUCUUCAAGGAAUUAAUGAUGUCUCGGUGUCGUCCACUGGGUCUUCGGACCGGGUCGUCUUUUCUGCUGAGGAACAACUCCUUCUCUAUGGCGCAUACAAGCAGGCGACAAAGGGCGAUGUGAAAGUGCUAAAGCCAACGUUCUUCGAUAUCGCUGCCAGGAGCAAGUGGCAGGCAUGGGCAAACAUGCGGGGCAAGACCCAGGAUGAAGCCAAGGCCGUCUACGUCAAGCUCGUCGUCAAGUCGUUGACGAAACCCGACAACCAUCCGGAUCACUACAUGCUCGCAGACGAAAUCAUCCAACGACCCCCUUCACCACCCCCUUCCCUCUCCCGUGCUGCCUCCCCAACAACAACAACAACUACAACUUCAAACCUUGACAAGGACCUUCCUCCCAUUCAAUUCGAGCCCACCUCUUCCACUUCUAAACAAUCCUCAACAAAAGAUACCCAACACCCAUACCAACACCAACGGAAAGGAUCUGUUAGCCAUUCGAUCCGAUCGGUCGCGACCGGAGGGAUCCACUCUGCAGCUGCCUCUGUUUAUGAGCUCGCGAAUGAACAGCCCUUUGACACUGAGGCUGAUACGACUCCCGCCGUUAAUACAAAGACGACGACCACCACCACCGACUCCACAAAUCAACCGUCGUAUCAUGAGAUCACAGAGACAUUGGUCGAGGAGGAGAUCUUGGACGACGACGAGUAUGCCAACGAGAUCCAAAAGGUCACCAUGGCCUCGCCCACUUUUUCACAGUCGCCAUCCAGUCCGUUCGGGCAGCAGCAACAGCAUGGCAAGGACGAUACGGACGCUGACAAUGAGGAGGAAGAUGAUGAUGUCUACCAGUCUUCAGUAGAGUAUGACGAUGACGAUGAUCGGGGCAGCUCCCUUGGGUCUGCGCGUUCUUCGACCGAGAUCCAGCCAACAACGGUGACCACGACUCGACAACAGCAACAGGAGCAUCAAGUUAAGGGUGACGACUUCAUCGAUGAGGGUGUAUUUGAUGAGGAGGAGAAGGAUGAACUGGUCGCGGUUGUUGACGACUCGCCGCGGUUCAAGCUGGAAGCACCCACACCGGUUGCAGAGUUUGAUGAGAAGCAUGCAGCACCAUUGCCGCCAUUGUCGAGCGGUUUUCAACUUGUUGGCGCGGGACAGAAUAAGCCAUUGGGAUCGCCUGUGGUGGAACCGUACCGGGUCAAUGUUGCCCUUGAAACCCCCUCGACUCCACAAUCAGUACCACCAACGAUAGCGUCACCCCACGCGCAUGCUGGCGCAGGUGAGGAAGCUGUCUGCCCGGUCUCGAAGAAGACUGCUUCAUCAGGAGGAGUGUGUCCUGCGGCCAUGUUUGCCCAGGCAAGAGCCGCCGCUGCAGGAACUAGCGCCAAGACUGACGAGGGGGCAUUGGAACCUCAACAAUCGACCCACUCUAGCCCAGAACCAGUCCCCACUGUUACUGCUGAACAGGCUGAGCCAUUGGACAACACCACCCAACACCAUCGCGCCACAACAGAGCCUGCCCCCUCGGCAGCACCAGCCCCAUCUUCUUCGUCAACCUCCUCUGCGGUCACUGCUGCUACCAAUCAGGGCAAGAGGAUCGGACAAGGGAUCGUGUCUCGGUUCACGGCACUCAGGAGCAGUCUAGCAGCCGCCUCUGCUCGUGCUGCAUCCUCUGCACUCUCUAGUGGCUCCUCUUCUUCGUCUUUGACCCUCAAGAACAAGAAUGCGGUGGUGGUCAAGGAUCCUAUCACCAACCAGUCCGUCACAAUCGUUUGCCCACAUCUCGAAACCACACAAGUCCUCGAGACCGAAGUGGUCCGCAUGCAAACAGAAAUCUCUGUUCUCCACGAACGCCUCGACCUCCUCCAGGAAUCGCUCAAGAUCAAAUCCCAAACUCGGGCUCAGGAGCGUCGUUCGGCAAGAGGGAUCUUGAAGUUGGUCCUUCGCCAGGGGUUGAUCAAUGCGGUAUUGUUGUUGAUUGUGUUUGCGGUGUUGUAUAAGCGCAAGUCUCCAAUUGCAUUUGCGAUCUUGGCAUAUGUAGGGCAGGGUGCGAAGGAGGGCGAGGCUGGAUGGAGGGCGUUGAUGAGGUGGUCUGCGGAUGUUGUACGGACGAGCCAGAGGAAUCAGACGUUGAUGCUUCGUGCUGGACGGAGGAACGGGUACUGGUAG